Molecule: messenger RNA, 1460 nt
Organism: Ylistrum balloti
Lineage: Eukaryota; Metazoa; Mollusca; Bivalvia; Pectinida; Pectinidae
Product: eukaryotic translation initiation factor 3 subunit L-like
Exons: 14
Biological process (GO): translational initiation
Cellular component (GO): cytoplasm; eukaryotic translation initiation factor 3 complex
Molecular function (GO): translation initiation factor activity; protein binding
Source: RefSeq, a predicted model, not a curated record
AAUGGACCUUCCUUGGAACAAAGAUUUGAAUCCUACUACAACUACUGUAAUUUAUUUAACUACAUCUUGAACGCAGAAGGCCCGGUCCCGUUGGAGUUACCUAACCAGUGGUUGUGGGAUAUCAUUGAUGAGUUCAUCUACCAGUUUCAGUGUUUCAGCAUCUACCGCUGUAAAGUCACUAAAAAAUCAGAGGAAGAAAUCGCCUAUCUCAGAGCGAACCCCAAGAUAUGGAAUGUACACAGUGUGCUGAAUGUUCUGCAUUCAUUGGUUGAGAAGUCGAGCAUCAACAGGCAGCUGGAGGUCUAUACCAGUGGAGGUGAUCCUGACAGCGUGGCAGGGGAGUUUGGACAACACUCUCUGUACAAAAUGUUGGGAUACUUCAGCCUUAUUGGGCUUCUGAGGCUUCAUUCUCUCCUAGGAGACUACUACCAGGCUCUCAAGUGUCUAGAGUGUAUCGACUUUAACAAGAAGAACAUGUACUCUCGAGUACCAGCCUGCCAGAUCACUACGUUCUACUAUGUUGGUUUUGCUUACUUGAUGAUGAGGCGUUACCAGGAUGCCAUUCGUACUUUCUCCAACAUCCUUCUAUACAUCCAGAGGACAAAACAGAUGUUCCAGACAAGGGCUCAGCUCUAUGAUCAGAUCUCCAAGAUGAAUGAUAAGAUGUAUACUCUGUUGGCUAUCUGCCUUGUCCUCCACCCAAUGCGUAUUGAUGAAAGUGUCCACUCACAGCUCAGGGAGAAAUUUGCUGAUAAAACAUUGCGAAUGCAGAAAGGAGACCAGGAUGAGUUCCAACAAAACUUUUCCUUUGCCUGUCCAAAAUUCCUGUCGCCGGUCCCACCCAACUAUGAUGCCAUGGCAGUCAUCAACCAUAAGGAGCCAUUUCAGCUUCAGCUGAAAGUUUUUCUUGAGGAAGUGAGACAACAGAUAGUGUUACCUACCAUACGCAGCUAUCUGAAGCUUUACACCACUCUACCAUUGACAAAGCUAGCAGUUUUCAUGGACAUGUCUGAGGAUGAGCUCCGAACUCACUUGAUGUGCUUUAAGCACAAGAUGAAGAACUUGGUUUGGACAAAGGGAACAAGUGGACUUGAUGGCGAGUUUCAAUCCGCAUCAGAAGUGGAUUUCUACAUUGACAAGGACAUGAUCCACAUCGCCGACACAAAAGUAGCUCGUCGUUAUGGAGACUUCUUCAUCAGGCAGAUACACAAGUUUGAGGAGAUCACCAAGAACUUGAAGCUUGUGAAAUAGACUGACAUGUUCAAGUGCUGAAUUAGACUUGCCUCCAUAAGGGAUGCAAAUUUUAAGAAUGACACUGUCUGGAUUGUGUUUUAUAGUAGAUGAUCAUAGGGAUUUUACCAACUCAUCUGAUGAUUCUACAUUUGGAGGAAGUCAACAGCUUUUUGUCAAGAGUUUGCAAAACUAAACACAGGAUCUGUAAAUUAAAAUCUCUAUACCAA